AUGGAAUUUCAAAAAAAAAAAAGAUAUGCAUUCAAACCAGAACAACAAAAACAGACCGUCGGCAAGAAACGCGGAACAAGAUUCAGAGUUCUGAGGUAUGGAAGGAAAAAACGCCACGGUCUUUGCGCGCGACACAAUUCACCACUUAUGAGAACAAGCGGAAACCGAUUUCUGACUUGCACAAAUCGACUUUUCUGCAGAAACGAGAUGAGGACCUCUGCUGUGGUAUAAUUUUCCAAAUACGGUUUGGUGAUGGACUUCAUGGUUUCUUCGCGCCGCCUCUGAUUUCGCGAUAUCUGUCAUGUAAUCCUUGCUUGUGUUUGCAUGUUAUGACGCAAGACUCGUACUAAUCUAAAAAAUGUCUGGUGUCAGGUAUUCGCCAGCUGCCUCGUCGUUGCCAGUAUCUGGGCCGGGUCUGUUCACAUGUCUGCUGGUAGUUCAACUCUUUUCCUGCCUCGUCGAAGCAAACAAAACAACCGCGCGCUGCACCUUUGCAGCAGCUUACGUUCAACAUCAAUCUUCCGAAGAUCAUCAGGCCCGAUAAGACCAAUAGUCUCGUCAGCGAGUGCCAGCACGCGUAUAUGCAACAUCGAAUGAUAAACGGCAUUGGACCUGGAAUCUAGGCCGCCGCAGCGUGUUUCUCAACUUCUGGGCAAACGCUAGCAUGUGAGGCUGCUCGUCCUCGUCUGCUUCUUGUUAGCCGGCGAGGUGGAGGCUCUUGUUGCCGUAAAGGAGAGGCGAGAAUUUGUGGUACGACCAUAGGACGGAGAGGACGAAGGAAAAAUGAUAUGAAAAACUCAAAUCUACACCCUUUUUCUUUAUAGUACUGACCCGUAGUACUAUAAUUGCAACUACUAGCGAAUCUUGCGAGAUGUCUUUACUUGUCUUAAGUGCAACAAAUCCAAACUGCACGUACAUCAGAGGCUCUUCAAUUCGAUUACCGCGAGCUAUUCAAAACUCGAUCUUUCAAAACUUGAUCUUGUCUUUACUUAGGGAUGACCAACCUGGUGGCAAAAAACAGUCAAGGUUUCUCUUGCAGAUUUUUUCCCUUCAAGUUAU
Messenger RNA from Amoebophrya sp. A120, 1059 nucleotides. The record is from the annotation of a GenBank genome assembly. NCBI's taxonomy places the organism in Eukaryota, Dinophyceae, Syndiniales, Amoebophryaceae.